This is a messenger RNA of Paraglomus occultum, 642 nucleotides long. The record is from the annotation of a GenBank genome assembly. Lineage: Eukaryota; Fungi; Glomeromycota; Glomeromycetes; Paraglomerales; Paraglomeraceae.
AUGUUAUAUUAUAUAUUGUUCAGUGGCCAGAGAGUUGAUGUACAAGAAGGGCAGACGUUUUUGGAGUCACCUGAGGAAGUGGAUCCUUUGGCCAACGUAUUUCCAACUGAAGGAGAUGGAAUGGCAACGGCUAUUUUGUUGAAUUGGUCAAGAUUAGAAAACUUGAAAGUUAUUGUAAAGCAUUUGUGUCGUUAUAGUAUGUUUAAGGAGAUCAUUAUUUGGAAUAAUAAUGUUCAGGUGCAUUUGACCGAUCAGAUCUUCGCCGAAGUUCAUUGUCCCAAAAUCCGCAUCUACAACUCGCCUGGUAACAUGCACUUUAUCGCUCGUUACAUAGCAUGCACAAUGGCCACCACAGAGUAUUGCUACUUUCAAGAUGACGAUUGGAUAAUAAACCACAUGAGAGCGUUUUAUGCAAACUUUUUAAGGUUUCCACAUUUGGUGCAUACAGAUACUAACGCGGAUGUUUAUUCUUUGACCAACUGGAAAUGGUGCUUUUUUGAUGAUCGUAAGCAAUCGCGGGAGGUCGAGGAGGAAGAGAUUUUGGGGAGAGCGGGAGAGGGGAGGUGGGAAUGUGGGAAUGUGUUUGUUGAAGGAAUAUUAUUAGGAAUAACGAAACGAUCGGUGAAACGAUUAGCUGAUUAG